AUGAACCCAUCCCUGUCGCCCUGCAGAGGAUGCUCAGGGACCACCAACGCGUCCUUUGUUUUCGUUGCUCUCCCGCUUCCGGUACACGCAACGGUCGAGGAGGUCGACGAUGCUCCGCUUCUGCCUGCCGCGCCCUCCGCGAACAUCCCGCCGUACGGCAAGCGCAAGGGAUGGAAGCCCAAGGCCGCUGCAGACUUUGGAGACGGAGGAGCGUAUCCCGAGUAUCCUUUGGAGAUGGGCCGCAAGAAGGUUGACGCCGAGGGAAAUGUGAGGUACGAUGCGAUUGCCCAGCAGGGAAGAGCAGCUGGAACACGCGUUCAGUCGAGCUUCAAAGGUAUGACUGAUCUGACGGAUGACGACCGCGCGAUGAUCCGACCGGACGCUGCUGCCAUCAACGAGGUUACCGAGAGGACGAAGGCUGCUCUUGAGAAGAUUACGAACGGCAAGAUCAAGGCUGCCCAACCGAAGCACGUCCCGAAGUCAAACAACGAUGCUUCGUACAUCCGAUACACGCCCGCAAACGCUGGCGCCGAGGGAAAGCAGCGUAUCAUCAAGAUGACGGAAGUGCAGGAGGACCCGCUUGAGCCGGCACGCUUCAAGCACAAGAAGCUGCCUCGUGGACCGGGCUCUCCGCCGGCGCCAGUCAUGCACUCGCCGCCGCGUGCUCCGACAGCCCAAGAGCAAAAGGAUUGGAUGAUCCCGCCCUGUAUCUCCAACUGGAAGAACAACCACGGUUUCACCGUUCCGCUGGACAAGCGCCUUGCUGCUGAUGGACGAGGACUGCAGGAUGUUCACAUCAAUGACAACUUCGCCAAGUUCUCCGAGGCGCUGUACGUCGCCGACCGCCACGCCCGCGAGGAGGUUCGCGCUCGUGCGCAGAUGCAGCAGCUGCUCGCGCAGAAGGAGAAGACGCAGAAGGAGGAGAACCUCCGUCUCAUGGCGCAGCGUGCGCGCGAAGAGCGGAAUGGAGGCCCCUCCGGGUCUGGUGGCGACCGUAUUGCUGGCGGCGCUGCUCCGGCCAAGCUCGGCAUGGGUCUUGGCGGAUAUGGCAGCGGAAGCGACUCGGACAGCGAUGCCUCCGAUGCCUCGGACGCAGAGUCUGACGAGGACGAGGCUGCCAUUCGCGAGCGUGAGGCUGUCCGUGCCGAGAAGAGGAAGGAGCGCGAGAAGGAGCUGCGUAUGUCGAACAUGGGCUCGGAGCAGCGUGCGAAGAUUAUUGCGCGCGAGGCGAAUCGUGACAUUUCGGAGAAGAUUGCCCUCGGUCUCGCCAAGCCGACAGCGUCAAAGGAGACGCUCCUCGACUCGCGUCUGUUCAACCGCGAGUCGCUUUCGACCGGCUUCGGCGGCGACGACUCGUACAAUGUCUACGACAAGCCGCUGUUCUCCGGCUCGUCGGCUGCUGCGGCCAUCUACCGCCCUGCGACGAACAGUGGCGGGAACGACGAGGCCUUUGGUGGCGGUACCGAGGAGGGCAUCCGCGCCGAGCUCGACAAGGAUCGCUUCCAGCUCGGCAAGGGCAAGUUCGAGGGCGCGGACCCGACCGAGGUGCGCACCGGCCCCGUGCAGUUUGAGAAGGACGUCGUUGUGUCCCUCGACGGCGCGGCAGACCCCUUCGGUGUCGAGCAGUUCCUCGACGCUGCCAAGCGUGGAGGCAAGCGCGCGGCCGACAGCGACGAGAGCGCGCGGAAACGUGCUCGCGACGACUGA
This is a messenger RNA of Trichosporon asahii var. asahii CBS 2479, 1707 nucleotides long. RefSeq lists its product as uncharacterized. Gene Ontology annotation, biological process: mRNA splicing, via spliceosome. The record is from RefSeq and is a predicted model, not a curated record. The transcript is spliced from 5 exons. Gene Ontology annotation, cellular component: spliceosomal complex. The coding region runs from base 1 to 1707 and encodes 568 amino acids. NCBI's taxonomy places the organism in Eukaryota, Fungi, Basidiomycota, Tremellomycetes, Trichosporonales, Trichosporonaceae.